UCCAGUUGCUGGCAGAGGUUCUUUCACGGGAGAGGCGUUCCAACAGAAUGGUUACACUUCAAUUCAGUUUAACCCAGCAGAAUUUAUUGAACAGCUACAAUAUACAGGAGACUAUGGCAUGGAAUUCAACUUGUGGAAACUGGGUGGCAGCACAAUUUGCUUUGCAACAGUACUACCUUCCCAUUUUUUAUGGGAUUGAGUUCAUUGUAGGAAUUCUUGGGAAUACCACGGUUGUUUUUGGCUACCUCUUCUGUCUGAAGAACUGGAAUAGCAGCAACAUCUAUCUCUUUAACCUCUCCAUCAGUGACUUAGCUUUUUUGUGCACGCUUCCAAUGCUGAUGAGAAGCUAUGCCAAACAUAACUGGAUAUACGGAGACGUGUUGUGCAUCAUCAACCGGUAUGUGCUCCACGCUAACCUCUACACCAGCAUCCUUUUUCUCACUUUCAUCAGCAUCGACAGAUACAUGCUCAUGAAGUAUCCUUUUCGAGAACACUUUUUGCAAAAGAAAGAGUUUGCUAUUUUAAUCUCUUUGGCUAUUUGGGUUUUAGUAACCUUAGAAUUGCUACCCAUGCUUCCACUUUUAAAUACCAUUACAACUGAACUAGGCACCGACUGUCUUGAUUAUGCAAGUUCUGGAGACCCUGGAUACAACCUCAUUUACAGCAUGUGCCUAACCUUGUUAGGAUUCCUUAUUCCACUUUCCGUAAUGUGCUUCUUCUAUUACAAGAUUGCUGUUUUCCUAAAGCAGAGAAGCAGACAGCUUACUACCGCUUUGCCCCUUGAAAAACCUCUCCUUUUAGUUAUCAUGGCAGUGGUGAUCUUCUCCGUGCUCUUUACACCCUACCACGUUAUGCGGAAUGUGAGGAUUGCUUCGCGCCUGGACAACUGGAAGAAGAACGAAUGCACCGAAGUCAUCGUCAAGUUCUUAUACACUGUGACCCGGCCAGUAGCCUUUCUGAACAGUGCUAUCAACUGUGUGUUCUACUUUCUGAUGGGUGACCACUUCAGGGAAAUGCUGCUAAGUAAACUGAGACACUACUUUAAAUCCCUUACAUUCUUCAGAAAAUGAACUCAUACUUUAUGAACUCAUACUUUCAUUUAGUGAAAAGUGAAUUGCUUGUGAAGCAGAUUGUUCUAUGCCUGCAACUUCAAGCCAGUUGGAGUUGAUUUUAACACAUAGAUAUAAAUCAGAGAAGAAUAUAGGUAUGAUAUGACUAUGGUUAACAACAGCUUGCAUACAAAGUGUGGGGGAAGGGGAAGAGAUUUUAUUGUUGUUUACCUAAGAAUCAAAGGAGUUGGACUAACACUAAUGUUUAGGUGAAUAAGUAAAAAUUCAGUUUUAUGAAGACCUUCUCAGGCAGUGAAAAAGAAUAAAAGAGCCAGGAAUAU
Messenger RNA from Chinchilla lanigera (long-tailed chinchilla), 1390 nucleotides. It is a transcript of the gene Sucnr1, whose product is annotated as succinate receptor 1. Gene Ontology annotation, biological process: G protein-coupled receptor signaling pathway. Gene Ontology annotation, molecular function: G protein-coupled receptor activity. Gene Ontology annotation, cellular component: plasma membrane. Lineage: Eukaryota; Metazoa; Chordata; Mammalia; Rodentia; Chinchillidae. The transcript is spliced from 3 exons. The record is from RefSeq and is a predicted model, not a curated record. Bases 48 to 1070 code for a protein of 340 amino acids.